AUGAUGGAGAAAAUCAGGCUCUACUCUGAGACGACGCCUCUGCUCGAGGCCCAUGCCGCACGGCAACGACGUCGAUACCCGCACCAUGCCCUCCGUCUGCUCAGUACACUGCUCCCUGUCGCAGUAAUCCUCUUCUUGAUCCCCUCAAUUUGGUCUUACUUCCCCUGGGCGCACCCGCUACCCCAUGCAUCCUGGCCAGAAGGCAACGGACUCCCCUAUGAUCAAUUACAGCAGAUCCUCCUGAACACUCCGUCCGCGGCUAAAGUUCGCGAGUGGAGCUCUUACUAUACGGCUGGACCCCACCUGGCCGGCAAGAAUCUUAGCCAAGCUGUGUGGACAUUGGAGAAAUGGAAGGAAUUUGGCGUGGAAGACACGACUCUCGCGUCCUAUGACAUCUACUUGAACUACCCAGUAGAUAACCGUCUGGCUCUGUUGAAGAAGUCAGGCGGCAUCACCGAGGUGACCUUUGAGGCUACCUUGGAAGAAGAUGUGCUCGAGGAAGAUCCUACUUCUACUCUGCCAGACCGCGUGCCCGUUUUCCAUGGGUAUUCAGCCACUGGCAAUGUGACCGCUCAGUUCGUGUAUGCCAACUUUGGCACGUAUAAGGACUUUGAGGAUCUGGUGAACGCCGGUAUCGCAUUGGAAGGCAAGAUUGCCAUUGUCAAAUAUGGCGCCAUCUUGCGUGGUCUGAAGGUGAAGAGAGCACAGGAGCUCGGCAUGGUUGGCGUGAUUAUCUAUAGUGAUCCGCAGGAGGACGGCGAGAUCACAGAGGAAAAUGGUUACGAAACCUACCCCAACGGACCUGCACGGAACCCUAGUGCCAUCCAGAGGGGCAGCACACAGUUCAUAACCCUUAAUGGCCAUGGGCCUAAAGCAGAGGACUUCAACAAGGACUGGCAAGGCGGUGGUCUGGGCUACAAGGGUGUGGAAUACAACAUUGGCCCUUCUCCGGAAGAUGUGGUCAUCAACCUAGACAACCAGCAGGAGUACGUGACGACUCCAGUGUGGAAUGUCAUCGGUGUCAUCAAGGGACAUAUCCCCGAUGAGGUGAUCAUCCUUGGCAACCAUCGUGAUGCAUGGAUUGCUGGAGGUGCGGCCGACCCCAAUAGUGGAUCCGCAGCACUUAACGAGGUUGUGCGCAGCUUCGGUGAAGCUUUGAAGGCGGGAUGGAAGCCACUGCGCACUAUUGUCUUUGCUAGUUGGGACGGUGAAGAGUAUGGCCUUCUUGGCUCGACCGAGUGGGUUGAAGAUAACCUCCCCUGGCUCUCCAAGGCCAACGUCGCGUACUUGAAUGUUGAUGUGGCUGCGGCUGGCACUGAGUUUCAUCCUAGCGCCGCGCCUCUUCUAAACAAGGUUCUCUACGAGGUCACUAGCCUAGUGCAGUCGCCAAACCAAACUGUCCCCGGCCAGACGGUGCGCGAUGUUUGGGAUGGAAAGAUUGGAACUAUGGGUAGUGGAAGUGACUUCACUGCGUUCCAAGACUUUGCAGGUGUCGCCAGUCUAGACUUUGGAUUUGGCCGCGCAGCGACUGACCCCGUCUAUCACUAUCACUCCAACUACGACAGUUUUGCCUGGAUGGAGAAAUUCGGUGAUCACGACUGGAGCUACCAUAUUGCAUGCACCAAGCUGUGGGCACUAACAGCAGCACGACUUGUCGAGUCACCUUUGAUCGCCUUCAACGCCACUGAUUACGCCAAAGGGUUAGAAUCAUACCUGCACCAGAUUGAGCCGGCGGCGGAUAAUCUGCCCGAGGGGUUGUACUUCGACUUUGCAGAUCUAAACUUUGCUAUCCUUGAUUUCCACGAGUACGCCCGGCAAUUCGACGAGUACACUGCCGGUCUCGUCGGGAGACUGGGCGAGCACGUUCCAUGGUAUAAAUGGUGGAAGAAGGUCCAUCUUCUCUUCCAGAUCCGCGUCGCAAAUGACAAGUAUAAGGGUCUUGAGCGCGCGUUCCUGUACGAGCCUGGCCUUGACGGCCGUAGCUGGUUCAAGCACGUUGUUUUCGCCCCGGGUAUCUGGACUGGCUAUUCGGGCACAACCUACCCCGGAAUUGUGGAGAGCCUCGAAGCUGGCGACUUGGAAAAUGCCAAGAAAUGGAGCAGGAUUAUCCAGGAAAGGAUGAAGGCCGCUACGGAGCUGCUGGCAUAG
Messenger RNA from Penicillium lagena, 2148 nucleotides. RefSeq names its product M28 family metallopeptidase. NCBI's taxonomy places the organism in Eukaryota, Fungi, Ascomycota, Eurotiomycetes, Eurotiales, Aspergillaceae. The record is from RefSeq and is a predicted model, not a curated record. The transcript is spliced from 3 exons. Bases 1 to 2148 code for a protein of 715 amino acids. Gene Ontology annotation, molecular function: carboxypeptidase activity.